This is a messenger RNA of Solenopsis invicta (red fire ant), 1675 nucleotides long. Its product is annotated as piggyBac transposable element-derived protein 4. Bases 129 to 1604 code for a protein of 491 amino acids. The record is from RefSeq and is a predicted model, not a curated record. The transcript is spliced from 2 exons. NCBI's taxonomy places the organism in Eukaryota, Metazoa, Arthropoda, Insecta, Hymenoptera, Formicidae.
AUGGGUGAAUGAAGUCGUCAGUCUCUCUGUAAACUGUGUGCGAUUCAAUUUUGCGUGUGACGCAAUUAAUACAAUAAUAAUAACUUUUCAUGAAAAAGUAAAAAUUGUGUAAAAAAAAUCAUUGCAAAAUGAAUUUGGAGGAUGAAAUUGACACGAGGAUUAACUAUAUAUUCGAGACAAAUGAUGUUGAGGCUUUUGGAAAAGAGUCAGACGACGAAGAGGAUCUUGUUCUGUCGGAAGACAAAGUCGAGAGUGAUGAACUUAACAGUGAUGACAAUUACAAAUGCAGUCCGAACAAAAUUGUUAGAACCGAAAAGAAAGUAGAGCAACAACCAUCUACCAGCGCAGGUCAUCCGAAACAGUAUGUUUCGGAAACAGCGAAAAACAACAGCGAGUUGCGUACGAAGGCUCUUGAAUCGACAGGGAGAUCAGUCACCACGCGUUUGCCUGAAUGUGGACAAAGAGUGAAAGAAAUGGAAACUCCAUUAGAGGUCUGGAGUUUGUUGUUUCCGGAUGAAUUGUUGGAGAUUAUAGUAAAAUAUACUAAUGAGAAAAUAGAGGGGACAUUUAAUCCUGAUCAACAGACAGAUUUGACAGAAAUAAAAGCAUUUAUCGGUCUUUUAUAUUUCGCUGGACUACAAGAAGAUAGACAUAAAGAUACGAAAAAAAUGUGGGAAGAAGAAGGUUGUACCAUGUAUAGAGCUGUCAUGACUCGUGAUCGUUUCAUUUUUCUGAGUUCGUGUAUACGCUUCGACGACAAAACUACAAGGAAAGACAGACAAACUGCCGACAGAUUGACGGCCAUCAGAGAAAUUUGGGACCUGUUCAUCGAAAAUUGUACCAAAUAUUAUAGUCCUUCACAGAAUUGUACUGUGGAUGAACAGCUUCUUGAAUUUGAAGGAAACUUUUUUAAGACGGUUUACAAACUUGAUGAACAGGCAAUACAAAUUUUCUGUUUAAAUGAUUCCAAAACUUUUUAUAUGUUAAACGCGAUUCCAUACACGGGCAAUGUUGAAACCACAAUGGAAUCUGUAUGUGAUGAUUAUAUGCGUCUUAAAGAUAAGAAUAAAACAGAUGAGGAUACUGAAAAAUUGGAAAUAGUUUGGCAUUAUAAUAGUACAAAAAACGAAACCUACAAUUUUGAUGUUUUGUGCAAAAGAUAUUCGACGUCUAGAAAAACGAUGCAAUGGACUAUGAGGCUUUUCUUUGGCAUGCUCGAUCAAGGAGUCGUUAACAGCAAUAUUUUAUACAAUCUGGUUGUUGAAAAAAAUGAUUUGAUGAAUAAAUAUAAUUUUACAAAAAGACUCGUAUUGAUGUUAACAGCUCCUCAUAUGCAAAACCAUUUGCAAAAGAGACUUCAAAUAACAUUGGACAUUGAUUUAAAGUCUCAAUCAAUGAUCCAGAGUAUUUUAAAAAUGAAUCCGCAACCAAUAUUUGAAAAUUUCAGAAAAGCAAAAUGUUGUGAGAACAUUUCUUGCCGCAAAAUAACUUCGUUAGAUUGUAUUCUUUGCAAAAGGUCGUUUUGUAUAAAACACUGUACCAAGAAAACCGAUCCCCACUUGCGUCAAGAAUAUUCUUUUUGUUUUUCAUGUCUUAAAAAGUGAAAUGUAAAAUUUUUUGUUUUUACGUUCUUCAUAUUUUAUAAACUUUAUGCAUUAAAAGAUAAAUCAUUUUG